Stylonychia lemnae is the source of this 5184-nucleotide messenger RNA. NCBI's taxonomy places the organism in Eukaryota, Ciliophora, Spirotrichea, Sporadotrichida, Oxytrichidae. The record is from the annotation of a GenBank genome assembly.
AUGGAUUCUCCAUAAAAUCUGAAGCUUUCUUUUAGUCCAUUUUCAACUUCAUUAAACUGUAGCUACUGCAACGCUGGCUUUGACCUUGUAAACAAUACUCCUUAUAAACUAGGUUGUGGACAUACAGUUUGCAAAACCUGUUUAAGAACAUGCCACAAAGACAAGAAGGAUUUUAAAUGCAAGCAUGAUUAGAUUGUGACAACAGUAGCUUAAUUAAGAACAUUGUAAAAAAAUGUAGAAGUAAUCAACAAACUCAAGGAGAAAAAGAGUGGUAAUAGCCCUUAAACAGCAAACAUGUUUCCACUCAAAGUUCGAAAAGAAACAUAGAAAUUAUAACAAUUACGAUCUCAAGAAUAAAACGAGUUAAGGCAGGAUUCUUCUAAUUCCCAAUCCUUUGCUAAGUAAAUAGAAGCAUUUUAAGAUUCAAUUCAGCCAAUGUCUUAAUUAAAAAUGGACUUUCAGCCUUAGAAAUCAUCAUCAUCCUCUAAUCAUUAGAUUGAAGAGGAGAAAGUAUAAACCAAUACCUAAGAAACUUAUCUUGAUAAUGAGUAAAUGAGAUCAUAAUCUCCUUUGCCAUCAAGUUUGCAUAACACUUACAAAACUGGCAUCAAAAUAUAAAACCAACUAAUUGAAGAGGUAGUUGAAGAGGAAUCGUCCAUCAAUAAUAGGACAAAUGUUGAAAGCUUAAGAUAGUCUCAGAUUAGAAAUGAAAUCAAUGGAAAUACUAGAUCAGUAAUGUCCAUAAAUGAAAAUGGCCACUCUCCAAGUGCAAAUAAUUUUCAAUUGCAUGAUUUAGGUACAAUUAGUGAAGCUGAACUUUAGCAAGAAAAGUUAUAAUCAAAGAGAGGAUCUGCGAGAGUAUCAGCUAGGCUAUCUGCAAGAGGAACCCCCAAAAUUUCAUCUCGUUAGCACUAAUAAGAGGAUGAUGUAAAUAGACAUAGUUAGUUAUCAACAAGGAAUCAAAAUCUAAUUGAUAAAAUGGAAUAAAGUAAUGCUAAUGUCUAAAACUAUUCUAAAAAUUUGGGGACAGAUAAUCAGUCUCGUUUGUUUACAAUAGAAGUAGAGCAUGUAUCUGAAAGAAUUCAUGAAGAUUAACAAUAAUAAUAAAUGUUUAACUUAAAUCCACUAUUUGAAUUUCCAGUAAUUCAUGGCUCAAGUUAAAAUGAAAUGGAUUAGUUAAGGUAGGACAGUAUUUAUACAGAGACAGUUCAAAAUGUGGGAUCGAACGAAAAUGACUAAGUAUUGUAUUAGAAUAGUUUAGGAAAUACGACAAUUCAGUCAAAUACUGAGAUUUUUAGAUUUCAUUCUAAUUUAACUUAAAACAGACAAGACCUUCCUUCUAAUUAAGAUAUGACCAGGAACUUAAAUGCCUCUAAAUCCCAAUCAAAUAGUAAUUUGGUGUCCCUAAAUCCCUAAAAUGAUAAUAUUUCUUAAGUGUCUCCAAGGUCAGCCAAUGUCUAACAAAAGACUGCAUAGAAUGAAGGACAGAAUUUGACACCUGGAGAUUUAACUAGGAAUAUAACCCCAAACCCUGUUCAUAACCAUUAAAUAUUUGAAGUUCACAAUUAAAAUACUCAUAUAAACAAUGAAGCACACUAGCAUACAUUUUAAGAAAAUAAUCAGCAAAAUAAUAAUUAGGAAUAAAGUCAAAUAGAAAUCUAGAAUCCAAUUAAUCCAAUAGAAUAAAAAAUUGGCUCUGAGCAUGAUGGAUAAUACAGAGAAUCUAUACAGGAAAGCUAAACAUAAAUAAAUUCUGCUAAUAUAUAGCCUUAAUAUGUAGACGAUCAAUCUAAAUUAGUUAAAGGAAAGAAAAAAGGUAAAAAGAAGAAAAAGAAGAGAGGGGUAAAUAUGACAAGUAUGGUAGAAGAAUCUUAUUUUGACUACACAAUCAACUAAGAUGAUAUAGAGGGAGAUAUUCAAACAAACAAAAGUCAAAAGAGUAUGAGAAGUUUAAAGAAUUUAGUCAAUCAAAAUAAUGAAGGUUCAUACUCACAGAGUUUAGCUUAAUCAAAAUCACAGUAUUAGUUGAAUUCUAACAAUUAUAUAAACCAAGAUAUUGAUCAUUAUCUAGCCUAAGAACUUUAAACUAUCCCAGACUAAUUUGAAGAAUAUACAGUUGAUCAAGACCGUUAAAUGUACAAUGAUGAGUAAAUGACAGAAUUUUAAAACGAGCAAAUCUAGCAAUAGAUAGUAGACAUUCCUGAGAAUUUUUAACCACAACUUGAGGCUAACUAUGAAUACAGACCGAGUUUAUAGAGUUACGAGGAGUUAAGUCAAAAGAGGAACGAGGAUUUGUAUUAACUAUAAGAAUAACUUAGAGAUUUGGAGCAGAUUGACAGGCCUGCUAUUCAAAAUUCGAAGUAUGUUCCACCACACUUGAAACAUAAAUAACUAAGAGGAUCAAAUACUAGCAUGAAUGAAAUGAAUCCAUUGAAUCAUCAUGAGAAUGUACAGCAACCAAAAGGUCCAUAGAUGAGCACAUAGUUUAACUCGAGAAUUGAAUCAGCUAAUUCAUAUGGAGAAUAUAGAGACUUAGGAUUAGAAUCAAGUAGUCCAACUUUGAUGAAUCUUAAUCAGAGAGGUAAAAGUUACCAAAUACCAUAGUAGCAUAGAAUUUAAGAUGGGAUUCCACCAUUCAAUAAAAGCAUGGGUGGAUAGUAUAAAUUUCAAGCUUUUAGUCAAAAUAGGAGUUAAGGAUAACUUCCAGAUAUUAGAAAGCAAAUUAUCCCAAACUAAAGUGGCAUUAUCCAAAAUUAGAAACAAAUAAUAUAAAGUCAUUAAAAACUUGUUUAGGAAGAAGAAUUCAAGCAUGAUAUAUCUUCUGAAAUACCAAUGAGCUCUAAGAAGUCAGAUGGUGCAUUGAAUCGGCUUAUGAAUCAUAAUUUUGGAAAUGUAGAAAAGUCGACUUAUUAUCCAAAUGAUAUUCUUAACUAGACAGAGAUAAGACCACCAAACUAAUAUUUCCAUGAAACUCCUCCUUAUAUCCCUUCGUAAAUGAAGACAUAAAAUACUGAUACAUAUGACUAUCAAAAGAAUACUGUCAAUUAAUUUGAGAGUAUAAAUGAAAACUUUGUCUCAUCUCCAGGUUCUAGAGCUAGUAGUAAAGGUUCCAUUAGAAAUUAAUAAAAUUUAAACCAUUCCCAAGUAAAUGAGUAGAAUUAACUACCAACUCAAUCAGCACAGAUACUGCCAUUAUAAGAAUAAUGCAAGCAUCAUCCAAGAGAAAUGAUUAAAUACUUCUGUAGAGAUAUUGGCUGUCUCAAGGGUCUCUGUCCUGAUUGUAUAAUCGAGCAUUCUAAACAUGAUUUCUUAGCAGCAAAUGAAUUAGCCUCAUUCGAAAUAAAAUAAGUAGUCAAGCAAGCUUAGAGAAAAUGCAAAAAUUAAGUAAGGUUGCAAAAGGAGUUUAAAACUUAAACAGAGCAGAAACUUUCUUAACUUAACAGAUAAAGAACAGACGAAUUCCAUAGACUUCAUUGCUACUUCAAUGAACUACAUAAGGAAUUAAAUGAAAGAGAGACUCAGUUAAAUCAACUAUUCAAUGAGGAGAUCAGAGAUAUAGAGAGUUAACUGAUGCAAGAUAUGCAGAAUAUAUAACAAAUUUACUCAGAAAAUGUAAAGCUUUUUAAAAGACUCAGGCAACUUUACGAUUAGCAAUAAAUUUCUACUGAACCUGCUGUGGUAGGAAAUGCUGAUGUAGCUUACUAUCUCUCUAAUAUAGUAAAUCAAAAGGAAUAGUAAACAACAGCGAAGAAAUUUUAUGUCUAGCUAGAAGAGGGCAAGCAAGAUUUGAUAACUCCAUCAUUUUAAUUAGAUCUAAACAUUGAAAAAGAUAAGAUAAGAAGUAUUGCGAGGCUGAUUUCAUCUAACUUGGAGGAUGGCCAAUUUUAAUUGAACAUUUAGUAAAAUUUGGUAGUAACUCAUUCCAAAAGACCCUCUGCUACUUUCCCAAUUCAACCUGCAGAAGAAUAAUCUAGAGCUAUGUCAGAUAAUCUUAGAUAAUCUACCAACAAUCAGUCAUUUUCAGCUAAUAAUACCAGGAAAUCAAUUGGAUAAAGAAUAACAAGGGAAAUAGGAGUAUAGACAAUGGAUCCUUCUACCAAUCCCUCAGAUUCCUCUAGAUUUAAGUCAAUCAAUUAGGUUGCAUUAUUGCCAUAGCAAUCUAAUAAUGCUAAUCUAGGUGAGAUUGUUAGCACUAAUAGCAAGAAUAUCUAUUGGUUUAGAUGGGAUAGCUCAGAAGUUUAUAAAUUAACAUAAGAAGGCAAAACUUGGCAGCUUAGGCAUGACAUCAAGAAUUAAUCUAAGUUUUUAUUCUUUUCCUCUAUUGUUCACCUUAACAAUGACCUUGGUUGUUUUAUCAUAGGAGGCUCUGAUAAUGAAAAUAACUAUUCUAAAAGAGUAUAGUAUUUUUGCAAGUAUAAUGUAUUCAUCGAAAAACCACCUAUGAUAAAUAAGAGAGCAUUUUUCCCUUCGAUUUUCGCAAGACUUGACAACUCAAUUUAUGUUCUUGGAGGUAGUGACUCAAACCAGACUGAUCUUAAUAGAUGUGAAAAGUUUUCUUUGAUUGAAAAUGUCUGGAGGCCGAUAGCACCGAUGAAUUUAAGCAGAAAUGGCACAGCAGCAGUGAUUCUUGACCAUUUCAGACUCAUAUUUACCUUUGGUGGUAACAAUCAUAAAGUUGGAUCUUUAACGAAGAUUGAGAAAUAUGAGAUAGAUUUUGACAAAUGGACAUUACUUAGCAUCUCAAUGAAACAUGCUAUUCAUGAUCUUACAGCGUUUUGUGUUGGGAAAGAGAGAGUACUUAUAUUUGGAGGACACUCUAAUACAGAACCAAGCAAAGAUAUCGAAAUGAUCGACUUAAGUUUUGAAUGUUUUAAAAGUAAGAAUGGAAAGAGCUAAAAUUUUAUGAUGAAGGAGGGAGGAAAAACUUAUUUUCCACCAUUCUAUGACCAUUCCACAGGGAAGAUCUAAUUGCUGUUCGGUUAUUGUGAUACUAAUCCAAGCAUUGAAGAGCUUGAAAUUUCAGAUUUAGUAUUUACUGGAAGUCAUCUUACCUAUCACAACAAUAUCAAUUAGAUAGGCCUUUCACCAAACUCAUCAAGUCGAGCAAAUUAAAAUUUAGGCAUAAAAGGUGAGAGAAGAUCUCAUUCUUAAAAUAGAUCUAGCUAGCAACUCUUAGACAUGUGA